AUGGGGGAGAAUAAUGGGCUCGGGCCUAUUAUGAUUUACGCAAAUAAUCACAAAAAAAAGGUGUCAAUUAAAAUCAAGAUAUAUUUUUUACUCCUGCCAGAUAUUCCUCUUCUCUCUCGUCGGCUCCAUGGAAAACGAUUCUCGGAUCGCCUACCUGGAGAUGACGACCGCGGGAAUGGCUCGGUAGACGAUCUCGUCGAGGGAGUAAGACUCGGUGGAGAAUGGGUCGGCGUUGAAGGGGACGUACUUGGCGGAGAAGCCGUGGGACGAGGCGUGGCGGCGGGCCUCGUCGCGGAUGUUCUCACCUGCAGGGCGGCGGCGGUGGACCCUGGAGGGUUUUGGGUGAGAAAAUAG
Striga asiatica is the source of this 354-nucleotide messenger RNA. The record is from the annotation of a GenBank genome assembly. NCBI's taxonomy places the organism in Eukaryota, Viridiplantae, Streptophyta, Magnoliopsida, Lamiales, Orobanchaceae.